Dimorphilus gyrociliatus is the source of this 1514-nucleotide messenger RNA. NCBI's taxonomy places the organism in Eukaryota, Metazoa, Annelida, Polychaeta, Dinophilidae. The record is from the annotation of a GenBank genome assembly.
AUUAUCGCUCAUUUUCAAGGUAUUAGAUACACUGAUCAGAGAUUUUCAGAAAAUUAUCUGCUAUUGGAAAAACUUGUUAUACUAUGUAUAUAAACCGAUGAAAAGGAAUAUGACAAAGAUUCUAAAGGUCACUAUAAUCUUUACAAUUAUACUGAUUAUAUACCUAUGGAAUAGUAAACCGGAAUGUCCAGAAGGUAAGUUAAACAACUGAACUUAAUAGUCUGUCAAAGUUAUUGCAAACUACAGUAAACUAAGAUAGUUUAAUUAAUAUAAAUAGAAUAACUUCAAAUGAAUAUUUCAUUAUUAAUAAAUAUCGUACAAAUAAAGAGUAAAUACCUGAAGAAACAGGUGUAAGAGAGAACAUGGCGCCUACAUCUUUGUUAUUUGAACACUUAUUUUCCUAUACAGGUCAAGAUUGUAGCGAACACCCUCUUCAAAAGAUUAUAGUAAAUCUUGAACACGAUCAAAUAAUUACUACUCCUAAAUUGGGCAUUUUUCGAAUUGACAUUCAAAAAGUUGGAUCAAGAUGGAUGGAUCGUCAAAAAGAGGAUUUAAACAGUCCAAAAAGCUUAUCUAAUAUGGAAUAUAACAUAAUUAAAGAAGCGAAAAAGGUAUUGAAAGAGAAUGAUAUAAAUUCAAGGCAUAUUUUAAAACAGGACGGAUACUUACAACAUUGUACUAAUGAGAAAAUCCUUUCUACUUACACUCCUAAUCCUUUUACAAAGAGUUUUAAAAAUUCAAGGAAAAACAUUGGUAAAAUUAGAGAAUCAAGCAGAAGUCGACAAAAUAAUUUUACUAAAAUAUGGAAAGAAAAAAUAUGGGGAAAAUGGGAAGCUAGCAGUGAUUUUUCAUCGUCUGGAGAAGGUUCAACUCUGAGUUGGACUAAAAAAUAUAUAUUUCCCGCCUUGGAUAAUAUAAUCAAUAAAUUAAAGGCAGAAAGCGGUUUAAAAGUCGUGAAAGUAUUGGAUAUUGGCUGUGGUGAUAUGGUCUGGAUGUCUGAAUAUCUCAAGACCAGACACGAUAUUGAAUACACUUGCAUUGAUAUUGUAUUCAAUUUAAUAAGAUCUUUAAAGCAAAUGUACCCAACGGAAGGAUGGAUUUUUACACAACACGAUAUAGUUGAAGCACCUUUCUAUGGUAAAUUCAAUCUAAUUAUCAUCAGAAUGGUUCUUCAAAAUUUAUAUUAUAGAGACAUUAAUAAAGUAUUCAAACACAUUUCCUCAAUGAAAGCUGAUUAUGCACUCAUGACAACCUUCUCAACUCUUGAAAAAAAUUCAGAACUUUCACUUAAUGACAAUCCUGGUAGAUAUAGACCAGUUAAUUUAGAAAUUUCACCAUUCGAAUUAAUACCGCCAAGUUGCGCUAUAAACGAUGGUUCUGGUGAAAAAUACUUCCUUGGAUUAUGGAAAUUACCUUUACAACGCUUAUUUCAUUGUAACAAAGUCAAUCCAUACUUAUGGACAAACAAACCAACAAAACGUUAUUCGUGUUCUGUAUUGUUUAUAUAUUUAUAA